Naumovozyma dairenensis CBS 421 is the source of this 840-nucleotide messenger RNA. RefSeq names its product Mss18p (gene MSS18). The record is from RefSeq and is a predicted model, not a curated record. The coding region runs from base 1 to 840 and encodes 279 amino acids. NCBI's taxonomy places the organism in Eukaryota, Fungi, Ascomycota, Saccharomycetes, Saccharomycetales, Saccharomycetaceae. The transcript has a single exon.
AUGUCAUUAUUAAAGUCUUUGCAGCAUAAAGCUCUCUUCCUCCAAUUAGGACUACAUUAUAAACCGAGUUUUAAAGGGAAUCGAAACGAAACCAAGGUAUUCGAAAACAUAUAUAAUGAGCUAAGUAGAAUAUGCCAAAUCCGCUACGGGAAACCUACAUUCUCAACGUCACCAAAGAAUAUAAGUAGAUCAAUACCUAAACUUGAUCUUAUCGUGUUACCUGGUGAUAUCAUUAAAUUCUCACGAAUAUUUGCCAAUUUGAGAGGUAUUGACUUAACAAUAAAACCCAAAACUUUACCAAGGGCCCCAUAUUUCUACAGUGAGUUUACUGAACUGGAUCAAAGACAAAAUGAUAGACACUCCUUCAACUUAAAAUGGAUGGACAAAAAACUUUCAAAUAAGUGGAGGACUGGCAUUGUCAACCAAUCAAACAAUAAAGAUUGCACUGGUUUCAUGCGUAUAUCAAAUCUAAUAUUUGCCGAUAAACCUACUCUAAAAAUAUCAACUACUGCAGGUAAAAAUGUUCCUUUAUAUGAUCUGUCAAGUCUCCAAUUACGAAAUGAAGACAGUAAUGAAAUGACAACUUUGGAUAAUACUGAAAGUUAUAGCAAAGUUAUAGAGAAUUUCUAUCCAAGAAUGUCUGAUUGCACAAAAAAUUCAAGAAAUUCUGAUUUCGUUGCCUUAAGACCAAGAUAUUAUACAAGCUUUAGUAGCUUACCGUCGCAAAUGCAAAAAUGGCUUAUAGAUUCAGAGAAGGAAGAAGGAGCAUUCUCAGAAUAUAAUGGAUUGGAGAAAGAGAGGUUAGACCUUCUUUUGCAUGGGUUUAAAGGUUUCAAUUGA